Messenger RNA from Mya arenaria, 574 nucleotides. RefSeq lists its product as uncharacterized. Lineage: Eukaryota; Metazoa; Mollusca; Bivalvia; Myida; Myidae. The record is from RefSeq and is a predicted model, not a curated record. The coding region runs from base 160 to 525 and encodes 121 amino acids. The transcript has 9 exons.
UUUCUUUUGCUUUUUCAAUAACCUUGUAUACAAUGUUAUUUAGCUCACCCUCAAAACACGAGGUGUAAUCGAUUAAGAAUCAUUCGAGCUUUUCAAAUUCAAAACCAACAUUUGGAAAAAGGAUUGUGUUUUUGACCAACUGCCCUCCUGCAAAUAAUUAUGGAGAAAGAAAAUGAGCCUCAAACGCUCGAGUUAAAGCAGACUGAGGAGGCCCUAACGGUGUACAACCAAGUCCGGGAAUUGCUUAAGAAGAACAGUCACAUAAUCAACCGGCUGCCGAAGGCUUUUCAAAGAAUCGCAGGCCCGGAGUCGGAGAUGGAGAAGGAACGAGAUGAUAAAAAAACUAUUCGAUGUCUCAGACGGGAUCUGAAGAGGGCCAAUAAUACAAUCAGUGAGCUGCAGAAGGCGAAACGCGCCUGUGCGCAUCGACAAAUUCAGCCGCAGAUGACAGCUGGAUUUUCAGAUUCCUCAGCUACUGCGAGUCAAAGCGUGCUGACUAAGAAGGCCGAAGAAAUGGGAGAUUAGAGACGCCUGACCUAGCAAUCGCUCUCGCCAUUGUUAUUUGAUGGUUAAA